Messenger RNA from Cryptomeria japonica (Japanese cedar), 7101 nucleotides. RefSeq lists its product as uncharacterized. The transcript is spliced from 16 exons. The coding region runs from base 680 to 6247 and encodes 1855 amino acids. The record is from RefSeq and is a predicted model, not a curated record. Gene Ontology annotation, molecular function: cysteine-type deubiquitinase activity; protein binding. Gene Ontology annotation, biological process: protein deubiquitination. NCBI's taxonomy places the organism in Eukaryota, Viridiplantae, Streptophyta, Pinopsida, Cupressales, Cupressaceae.
CAAAUAUACUUUUCAUUUAUAGCGGGUCCAAACUAAGUAGCGCAUGGCGAACUCUCUAUAACAGGGAUAAAAGAGAAAAGGAAAAAAGAGAAGAAAAGAGAGAACUGGUCCUCUUUUAUUCAUUUAAAUUUGUUUCUUUCAUAAAACCCUUUAAAAACAUUGUUUAAUUUUUUGUUAGUCGAUCGAUCUCUGUACAGAUUCGAUUCGUGGUGGGAGCUUGUGAAUGUUCAUUUUCAUUUUGAGCUGCGGUAUUUUAAUUAGGGUUUCGAAGAAAGGCGAUCUGGCAACGCUGUUUCAGUCACGCUUUAGAGGAAAAAGGUGAUGCAGGCGUGCUAUUUUAAUUAGGGUUUUGAACAAAGGGAAGAGUUGGUGUUAUAUAUUGGCAAAUUUUGUAGAAGAUUCAGGUGGUACCCCUGGAGGCUGGAAAUAUUGCUGAACUGCGUGCAUUUGCAUUUAGGAGGGUUAUAAUUAGAAUCGACUGCUUGAUUGGUUAGGGAUUUGAACUGAGCCGGUCAAAUCUUAUGCAAGAUUCCGCAAGUAGUUGUGGAUGUUGUAAAUCUGGUCUAAGGGAUUGUCCCAGGUUUUUGGGUUUUUGUAAUCAAGGUGCACGGGGUCGCAUGGACUGAGAGGCUGUGUUGACAUCACGUGUGGACGUCUGAAGUGGAUAUGCAGUUUGGGGAUGGGGCACAAGAAGCGGAAUUCCGGUAACCGUAACCGGGCAGCAACGCCCACUGAUGCUGCCUCCCAGGCCAGAGUCCCAGAGGGGCCGGAGCCGACUGGUCUUGCUGAUCCAGCCUCUAAUUCUGAUGGAUUGGCAGAAGGAGCUGGUACAUUGUCCAGGGAUCAUAAUGGUGUGGAUGCAGAUGGAGUUGAGCCAAACGAAAAUAAACUGGAUGCAGAAGUGGGGGGUGGGGCAGUGCAGCGCUCCACUGUAGCAGCAGAGAUGAUGUCGACAACAAUGGCUAAGACAAGUAAUGGGGUUAGAAAUGGAGUAAUAGUCGGAGGUACAAGAGCUGGUAAUGCAACAAGUGAACAUGUAGGCGAAGCCUUAGAAGGGAAUGGUGUGGGAGCAGGGGCAAAUGGGGAUGUUUCUUCCGUUAAAGCAGAUUAUGAGAAAGCCCUCCUGGCAUUUAGGAGGGGAAACCACAACAAAGCUCUAAGGCUUAUGAAGGAAUCUUGUGCAAGGCACGACAACUCUCCACUGUCACUUCGUCUACAGGGUAAUAUCUGCAUGAAAAUUGCAGCUCUUAUUGAAGAUCCUAGUUUGAAGCAACGGCACAUGAGAACUGCUAUUGAAUCUGCAAAGAAAGCUGUUUUGCUUUCUCCUCAGUCUAUUGAAUUUGCUCACUACUAUGCACAGCUACUCUAUGAAGCAUCCAGUGACAGCAAGGAUUAUGAGGAAGUGGUUAAAGAGUGCGAGAGAGCUCUUUCUAUAGAAAAUCCGGUAGACCCUGCAAAGGAUAGUCUUCAAGAUGAAAGCCAGCAAAAACAAGGGACACCCCAGGCAAGAAUCAGUCAGGUACAGCAGGAGCUCAGGACACUUGUUCAGAAAUCUAAUAUUGCUUCAAUUUCUAGUUGGGUAAAGAAUUUGGGAAAUGGGUCUGGGGAGGAAAAGUUCCGUAUAAUACCAAUGAGGAGAGUUGAUGAUCCUAUGGAGGUGCGGAUGUUACAGAAUAAGAGGCCCCAUGAAAUUAAGAAGAACAUUAAAACUCCUGAAGAACGCCGAAAGGAAAUAGAAGUUAGGGUUGCUGCAGCAAGGUUAUUGCAACAAAGGAACGAGACAUCUAUAGAAAGUUCAGAUCAGCGAUCCAACCAACUUGCCACUGGUAACCAGCGUGCAGAACGAAGGAAAACACCAAAUUCUCGAAAGCUCUCUCAUGCAGUUUCUAUUGAAGAGAAAAUGGAGCAGGUGAAGCCAUUUUGGUAUUCAAUGGAAAACCAGAAAAGGCAGGAAAUGCUGGAAAUUUCGGUGGAGGAUCUCAAAUCUCAUUGGAUGUCAUCCAAAGACAACACAAUCACAGAGUUACUAUCUGAGGCCUUAUCAUUUGCUCAUGCCAACAAAACAUGGAGAUUUUGGCUUUGUCGCAAGUGCAAUGACAAGUUUGUUGACAAUGAAGUUUUUAUGCAGCAUGUUGUUCGUGAGCAUGUUGAAAGUCUUUCACAUAAGUUUCAAGCAGUUCUACCCCAAGAAAUUGAUAGCAACUGGGCUGAUCAGCUUAUGAAUGGAGAUUGCAGGCCUAUUGAUGGUCCUGCUGCAAUGAAGUUGCUGGUAAGAUCCUUAUGUGGUGUUAAGGUCAAAGAGCAUAUGGCCGGACAACUACAUUCUGUUGGUGGUGGCUCUGACUGUUCUGGGAAUGUAAGUGAUACCGGUAGUUCUUCUCAAGAAACUUGCUUGGAAAACAAUGUUGACUGCAUAUCCAAAACGUCCAAUCCUACUGAGGUAGAGGGGGAAGAUGAUCUAAAACUAAGAGGGGCCUCUCAAUCUGAGCAACUCAACAAUGUUGAGUUUGUGAGAGAGGAAAGACAUUCUAAUAUGGAUGCUGAGGACCACAAAGGAGGGAUUAAUCUUCAAUCAUUAGCAGAGCUUUGGCCUUUGGUAGAUGAUAUUGAACGCGAGAAGCUUUUGGAGAGAAUCUAUAGCCUGUUUCGUGCUCUAAUUACUCAUAAAUGCCUUGCUGCUUCUCAUCUCUCUAAAGUGAUUCAGUAUGCAGUUGAUGAGCUUCAAAUUCUCAUACCUGAAGCAUCUAUGCAUUAUGAAAUCAAGCAGUCACCUGUUUACAUUCGAUUCUUGCAGGCCCAUCAACUUCGUAAUGUAGUCAAAUAUUUACGUGACCUAGCACAUUCUUGUGGAUUAGAAAGAUAUUCAGACAAAAUUAGUACACAAAAUAUUAGUGAAGAUUGUCAAGAAGCUGAUGUUCAAGAGAGGCUUAUUCUAAAUGAUGAUUUUACUAGUCUUGUUUUGGAUGAACGUUUAUUGACACAUAUCAGUAAUGGAGGCAAUUUGGAGAAAAGUAGCAGCAUUGUAAUUUCCCAGCUUACGGGAUUCAGUAUUGAUGAAUGGCAAGACAAAAUCCCAUUGGUGGAUUUACAGCUGGCUUGGAUUUUUGGGAGUUGUUCUUAUGAGCUUCAACCCCUGGGAUGGAUGCAACUGAAAGAAGAGAAAUCACGGCAAGGCAUGGAAGUUCUUCGAACACUAGAUAAUGAGUUUAAGCUAUUGCAAAAUCUUUGUGAGAGGAAAUUUGAAAAUUUAAGUUAUGAGGAGGCUCUGAAUGCUGUAGAAAACCUUUGUCUUGAAGAACAUAGGAAGAGGGAAGAGACAGGAAAGGUUGCUUCUCAAAGCUAUGAUGCUAUACUGGAAAAGCGAAAGUCAGAGCUUUCUGAAGGGCAAAAUGAUUCUCUCUUAUCUCAAUAUACGAUUGAGCGUGAUGCAAUUAAAAAUAUUCUUCAGGAAGCUAAAGGCCCACCUCGAUUUGGAUAUGAUUUGAGUGAAUUAGAUGUUGGUGAAGAUGACAAGUGGAGAAAGCAGGAGUCGUUGCCACUGUCAGAUUCCUGUAUUCAAGUGGCUAUUCAGAGGCAGAAAGAUCACUAUUCCACUGAGGUUAGCAAACUUGAUGCUAAAAUAAUGAGGAAUGUUUUUGGCAUGCAACAAUUGGAACUUAAGUUGGGUCAUUUAUCAUCUCUUGAUUACCGAAUAGUUGUUUUACCACUUAUCAAGUCAUUUUUAAAGUCCCGCCUAGAAGAUGCAGCAGAGAAAGAUGCGACAGAAAAAUCUGAUGCUGUACGAGAAGCAUUUUUGGCAGAGCUAGCACGUGAUGCUAAAAGGAAUGAUGACAAGGGGCUUGAUCAAUUAAAGCACCCCCAGGAAAAGUCCAAGGACAAGAAAAAGAACAAGGAUCACAGGAGAACCAAAGAUGUAAAGGGAACCAGUAAUGGUGGGCAGCAGAACAUUCUCGAGGAAAACAUUUGUGAAUGUGUUACUGAAGAUGAGCAAGAUAAAACUGGAGGCCAAAGAUGGAUUAGAGAAGAAGAGUCAAAGAGACAGGAAGAAGAUGAACUAAAAUGGCAAUUUGAACUUGAAGCUGAGGAAAGAAAGCUUGAGGAAACAUUGGAAUUACAAAGAAAAAUUGAAGAGGAGGCAAAACAAAAGCAUCUUGCAGAAAUAAGUAAAAAACAAACAGAAGAAGAAAGACGAUGGUGUAUGCUGAAAGAUUCCAAUUCAAGUAUUAGUAGUGAUCCUUAUCUCAAUAUACAGGAGACUACAAAUAUUGUGAACGAGUGCAAGGAUAGCUAUACUUAUCAGCAGCAACUCUUGGUUGAUGCCAACUCUGUGCCACCAGGGAAGAAAAUAUUUUCUUUUGGCAGUUAUCCUGGAGAGGCAUCUACAUUUCCUGAGGAGAGAGAUUUUUGGUUAGACGACUGUCAGAAUUAUUCAAUACAUCAAGAGAAACAUAUAAGUGCUGGAAAAGAUAAAUCUUAUCUUGGUUCUUUUGGGCAACAAAAUCACCAGGCAGUGAAGGUCUCUGAUCAUGUUGAUAAAGGUUCAUUGAUGGUUGACAAGAGCAGAUUGACAACAAUGCAGAUGGACAACAAAAUUGCAGGAGAGGCUGUAGUCCCUGAUAACAGUUUAAUGAAUCAAGAGAGACAUAGAUUGCAGGACUCCAAUUCACAUUCUAAUUUUAGGAGUGGUGGAGAUAAAUCCCUACAGGUGACAGAACGUGAGAAGUUCUCUUCAUCUGGGCAAAAGUCACGAGGGCAUAGAAGUAGGCAGAAGUCUAACACCCAAAUACCAGAACGUGGCACAUAUACUUACAUCCCUAAAGCAUCUUCAAAACAUGAAAACAGUCAAUUUGCUGAGAAUGGUGUGAUAGAAAUGCCAGAUUCACUUCCGCAUAAUCCUUUACCUAUGCCUGGCUCCAAUAGACAUGGUAGAACAACUGUUGCAGCACAAACAAGAACAGGUUUAAAUCAAGGUGUUAGUGAGAAAUCUGGAGUUGUGUCAGGUGAAAACAACUCAAAGACAUUAAGGCAGCUUCAUGCUGAAGAAGAUGAUGAAGAACGUUUUCAGGCAGAGCUGGAGCAAGCAGUUCGGCAAAGUCUUGAUGCCUAUAAUGCCAAGCACAGUUCUUUGAGUUUACAUGAAGCUACCAAAACUGAAGGUGGAUACCCUAUGACUGAUGGCAUUAUACAAACCUCGAGUGUUUUGCCUCUAAAAGUAGGGACUGAAGUGGAAACUUUUGGGAAGGGUUUACAGAAUGAAGUUGGCGAGUACAACUGUUUCUUAAAUGUUAUCAUACAGUCACUAUGGCAUUUACGGAGAUUUCGGGAGGAGUUUCUUGCACUGUCAAAGUCCCUGCAUGUCCAUGUGGGCGAUCCUUGUGUUGUCUGUGCACUCCACGGUAUUUUUGUUGCUUUAAGCUCAGUGACAACAGAAGCAAACCAUGAAACUGUUGCACCUACUUCAUUGAGAAUUGCUCUCAGUACACUUUACCCUGAGAGUAAUUUCUUUCAGCAGGCACAGAUGAAUGAUGCAUCUGAAGUAUUGGGUGUGAUCUUUGACUGCAUGCAUCGUGCAUUUACAUCAAAUGGCACAACUUCAGAUUCAGAGUCAGAUGGGAGUACCAACAUAGGAUUGUGGGAUUGCCAAAACCAAACUUGUAUUGCUCAUAGGCUGUUUGGACUUGACAUUUCUGAACAGAUGAAUUGCAAGAGUUGUGGCUUAGAGUCACGGAAUUUAAAAUACACUUCAUUCUUUCAUAAUAUCAAUGCCAGUGCACUCCGCACAAUGAAGAUCAUGUACAUAGAGAGUUCCCUUGAUGAACUUCUCAAGUUCGUGGAGAUGAAUCAUCAAUUAGCAUGUGAUGCUGAGACUGGUGGCUGUGGACGGUUAAAUUACAUUCACCAUCUUCUUGGUGCUGCACCACGUGUGUUUACAACUGUUUUGGGUUGGCAGAAUAAUUGUGAAAAUAUUGAGGACAUAUUAGCUACUCUAGAUGCAAUUACUACAGAAAUUGACGUUGGCGUCAUUUAUAGGGGAUUAGAUGAAGGCUACACACAUCGUCUGGUAUCUGUGGUUUGUUAUUAUGGUCAGCAUUAUCAUUGCUUUGCUUAUAGCUUCGAGCAUGCAAGAUGGGUCAUGUAUGAUGACAGGACUGUCAAGGUGGUGGGUGGAUGGGAUGAGGUAAUCGACACAUGCCGAAGGGGUCAUCUACAACCGCAAGUCCUUUUCUAUGAGGCAACAGAUAAUUAAUUUUGAUAAAGCUGAUUGGUAUCAGGCAUGAUACUGUCAAAUUGUUAUAUGCUUCUCCAAAAGUUCAUACUUACAUGUUGAGGGUGGUGAUUGGGCGAUUAUGGUUUGAACAGAAGAUCUCUGCUUUAAUCUCAGAGCAGAGUAUAUGUGUAGCGGGCAACACGAGAAGUUAUUGAUAUUUAGUUACCUGGUUGCAUUGUUAUUAAAAUGUACAUGCACCCUGAAGUGAAGCUGCAUGAUGGAUAUCAUAUUUAUGUAAGACAAUUCUCAACUGGGAUUGUUUUACCAGUUAGAAGUUGUAUCACUUGCUAUGUGAUUUGAUCAAAGCUGGAAUAAGAUUGGCAUGAUGGAUGACAAAGCAAUUUCUUGUAAUAGAAUUGGGAAUUGUAGGGAGGAAGGAAAGGUGAUGGCAAAGCAAUUUUUUUAAAGCUAGCCACGAAUUGUACCGAGAGAGAGGAGUUACAUCGAAGGUUGCAAUUGCUCCUUUUAUAGGAGGCAUUCAGGAGGAUCUUAUGUUUAAAGUAACAUGUUCUUUCUUAGAGGCUCCAUGGUUUUUUCUUCUCAUAAGUAAAAAUAAAGAAUAUCAGCCAUUCUUUUUGAGUCUGUAUAUUUAAACCCUAUUUUUUGACUGAAUCAUAUUGCAUAGAUCAACACAGAAUACAGAAGCGUUCAAACCUCAACUUGAGUUUCAGCAGACCUAAUUCUGCAUCUUAUGAUUAAUGUAUGUACGUUGCACUUUUUGGCUUAGAACCUUAAUGAGAAUGUAACAUCUUCCACAUGAGGAAAACUGAUGCAGCUGUGCCAAAACUCCAUGGAGGUGCUUCAAUUUUUCAAUAGUCGUGUUCAUGUAUCAA